Botrytis byssoidea is the source of this 1515-nucleotide messenger RNA. RefSeq lists its product as uncharacterized. Bases 1 to 1515 code for a protein of 504 amino acids. The record is from RefSeq and is a predicted model, not a curated record. The transcript has 3 exons. Gene Ontology annotation, biological process: oxalate metabolic process. Lineage: Eukaryota; Fungi; Ascomycota; Leotiomycetes; Helotiales; Sclerotiniaceae.
AUGCAUUCAAUAACUCGCCUGCUCAGUUCAUUUGUGGCAGCUGGACUUCCUCCAGUAGUCUUUUCAGCUCCUGCACCUAAACCUCAGAUGAGCUAUGGCGAACAGUCAGUAGCUGUCGGUGGUGUAUCAGCACCAGUACCUACAGUUACUGCCGCCACAGGAUCACUUUAUGGCGAUAAAUCAUUACUAGGGGAAGCUGCAAAGCCAUCUCCCGUGUCUGGAGGAGAUUCUGCCAUUGUUUCGAAUGCACCAAUGGUCAAUGGACAGGAAGCAGAUGCAGACCUAGGUUUAUAUUUGGAUUUCAGUAGCGUUCCGAAUGCACAACCUAUUCGAGGCUCAACAGGCCAAACAGACCCUGGGCCACAAACAUACGAAUACCAGAAGCUGAAUCCUGAUCUUUUUGCCCCGCCAGGAACAGACAGUGGCGAUGUACCACAAGCACAAUGGCCAAUGAGUUUAUCUCGUAAUAGAUUGGGCAGUGGGAAGAAAUCAGGAUGGGCAAGACAGCAAAAUACUGGUCAACUCCCUUCCGCGACUGAAAUGGCUGGUGUUGAUAUGCGUCUCGCACCAGGGGCAUACCGAGAGCUGCAUUGGCAUACAGCAAAUGAGUGGUCGUUGGUGCUGAAAGGAAGCGUAAGAUUAUCUGCUGUCAAUGAGAAGGGUGAAAGUUUCAUCGACGAUAUCAGCGCAGGGGACGUAUGGUUUUUUCCAGCCGGGGUUCCACAUUCCAUUCAAGCGCUGGAUGAGGGUUGUGAAUUCCUGUUGAUUUUCGACGAGGGAGACUUUUCGGAAGAUGGCACUUUCCUCGUCUCCGAAAUGUUUCUCCGCAACCCCAAAUCUGUGCUUUCCAAAAACUUCCAAACCCCGGUCUCCUCCUUUGACAAUCUCCCUUCAGAUCAACUAUACAUCUUCAACGGCACUCCCGCUCCCGCCAACAUCUCCGCCCAAAACCAAACCAGCGCCGCCGGUCCCCUCCCCCAAAAAGACUCUUACACCUACCACUUCUCACAACAAGCCCCUUAUACCGUCCCCGGCGGUUCCGUAAAAAUAAUCGACACAACCACCUUCCCCAUCGCCUCCAACUUCGCCGCCGCCCUCGUCACCAUCCAACCCGGCGCCAUGCGCGAAAUGCACUGGCAUCUCACAUCCGACGAGUGGAAUUAUUUCCUCUCCGGCUCCGCACGCAUCACCAUCUAUGCCGCACCCAGCAGUUCCCGAACCUUCGACUAUACAGCUGGAGAUGUGGGAUAUAUCCCCGCGAGUAAUAGCCACUAUAUUGAAAACACGGGAACGGAGGAUGUGGUUUUUUUAGAAGUGUUGCAGCAACCUGUCUUUAGCGAUAUUAGUGUAGCACAAUGGUUAGCGUUGACGCCGAAACAGGUGGUAAUGGAUACGUUGGGGUUGAGUGAGGAGGUUGUGGAGGCGAUACCGAAGGAAAAGACUCUGAUUAAGACGGGAAAUGCGAAUUUGACUGCGUUGGCUGCGGAUGAGAAGGGGAGUGGGGCUUAUGAGUAA